CAGACAACAAAGUUAAUAGAGGAUGUAAGCGGCUAUUCGCCACAUCUGACAAAUUGACUCAACGAAAACUGACGUAAAUAUAUUGUGUGAGGAUAAUUAUAGAAAGAUAAUGGAUUUGAGUGGGAAAUUGAUUAUCAAAGUCCAGCUGGGGGAUGAUAUAAGGAGGAUUCCUAUACACAAUGAAGACAUUACUUAUGAUGAGCUGGUCCUGAUGAUGCAGAGAGUGUUUCGUGGAAAACUGAACAAUGACGAUGACAUUCUAAUCAAAUACAAAGACGAAGAUCAAGAUCUGGUGACAAUCUUUGAUGAUUCUGAUCUGUCCUUUGCCAUCCAGUGUAGCAGAAUUCUUAAAAUCACUUUAUUUGUCAAUGGUUCAAUGAGUCACUCGGCCUCUGGAAACAGCCCACAGCUUACGACGGUUAGGAGGGAACUCAGACAGAUCCGAGAUCGAGUCACUCAGCUGCUGGACCAGUUAGAGGUGGGGGAAAACGUUAUCUCCAGCUCUGUCGACAGCAAAAGGGCACCUGCUAAUAAAGAUGAGCCAAUGGUGGUGUCAGAAAGUAGUCGCCGCACGGAGCAGGCCUCCUCCAGCCAGCCGAGGGACACGUCUCACAGCAAGGAGUUUGAUCCUUACUCCAGUCAGAAGUCGGUGGAAGAAACCAGUGCCAGCAAAGUCAUGUCUUCUUUUGGAAUGAGUGGCCCUGAAAGAUCAGGAACCCCAGACAGUAUAUCAAGUGUCGGCUCCUCAUCCAAUCACAAACCCAGCGUGCAGUCUUCUCCUGCCCCCGCCACCCCCGUCUCCCACCCCUCAGCUUUUGUGUCCCCACAGCCAGUUCAGGGUCAGCCCCAGCGACCCACCCCCCAGCAGCACCCCGGACAGCCAAACUUUGGUCAGCAGCCCAUGGGCUACCAAGGGCAGCAGCCGAGUUACCCUCAACAGAACCCAGGUUUCCCUGGAGGGCCCCAGCAACAAGCUCCCCAAUCACAGGCUGGUCCCCAGCAGAGACCCUUCCAGAGCCCCGCCACCUCACAGCCAGAGAGACAACCCAGCCCCAUGACCCAUGGAAUGACCCCUGGGCAGCCUGCUCAGGGCAUGGCACCUGGUCAGGCAGGGCAAGGCAUGCCUGGAAUGCCUCAAGGCCAACAGCAAGGCAUGCCUCAAGUUCCUCCUCAGUCAGCUCCACAAGGUGUUCCCCAAGGGCAUCCUGGGUAUCCCGCACAGCAGGGAGGUGGUAACUAUGGUUACGGGCAGUAUGGAGGUCAAGGCAUGCCUCAGCAAAGUCAAGGCCAGCCUCAACCUGGGCAAGGUCAGAUGCCUCCUGUGUCCUCCGCACCUUGGAAUCAACAGCAACAACAACCGGGGAUGUAUCAAGGGGGAUAUGCAGGCCAGCCCCAGCCAGGAGCCACCCCACCAAGCAGUGCAGGACCCACCCCAGGGAAUCAGUCCAACCCCUACGCCAGAGGGGGAGGGGGGCCGGCGGCAUUUGGAGGUUAUCCUAAACCUGCCCAAGCCUACCCCGGUUAUAAAUGAUUAGACUAAUGCAAGAUCUUAUGCAUUGGAUCCUGUACAUAUAUAAUUAUAUAAAUGUCUUUGCUUCAAUAUUUGUGACAUUUCUUCUUACUUCUUCUUAUUUAUUAAGUUUUACUCCUCUGAUCAUUUGUCUAAGAACUAUGGCUGACGGUUAUUAUUUUUUUUUUAAUUUGUGGAGAACUGGAAGCUGACGUUUUUUUUUUUUUUUUUAAUUUGUGCAAUACAGGCAAUAGACGUUAUUUUUUGUGGAUCGUUAGUUUCGAGAGAGUUGAAUGUAAAUGUGAACACAUUUUCAUGUUUGGAAAGUUGCGUUGUUAAUUUGUUGAUGAGUGAAGAAUUGGACAGAUAUUCACUUUGCCAACCCCCCCGUAAAUUAAUUUAGGUUAUUUUAUUCUUAUUCUUCACUUUCAAAACUAAUUAAUCUGCAAACAUGCAUAUCGUAAUAUGUAAUGACAGGCUUUACAUUUACCGAGUAAAUGUGUGAAUGAGAGAAAUGAAUAUUGUUGUGUGUUUUGUUUGAGAAUGUUUUUUUUUAGUUUUUAUGUGUCAAAAGAGAUCUGUUAAAAGUAUGAACCAUUUUACAUGUCAUGUAAUUAUGUAUUGGUAUAUAUACAUAUUAUGAGAAAUUUAUAUGUACAUGUACAUGUAUAUGAUAAGAGUAUGUAACUAUUUUAUAUAUGUAACUAUUAAAAUGUUACUUAAAAAACUGGUUGUGUGGUGUAAGUUUUAGAAUACUAGUGCUUGCCCAAGAUUUUAUAAAACCUGAGUUCAAAGCUGAGAAAUUAUUAGACUACACAUCUUAUUGUAAUCCAACCCACCAUUGUCGGUUUGUAAGAAUUCCGGCAGAUGACAAAUGAAAAAGUGGAGAUAUAUCACUUGUUACAAUCUAGAAAUUUAAAACAGGACAUUUUCUAGAAGAAAAUAAUGUGUAUAAUUAUUAAUUGAAAAUUUUUGUGUUGAAAAAUUGCCUUCAUGAUAAAGUUUGUGUUCAAAUCACAUGUUAAUUUGAAGACAAAAUGUUGAAUUGAAAAUGUGAUUUUAUUUAUCUAUUGUAAUUGUAAAGCAAAUGAAUUAAAUGAAAGAUUUGUACUUGUAUAUAUGCUUGUGUCAUCUUGAAAUAUGAUUGUACUAUCUUUAAAUCAUAGGCUUUUGAAAUUAAAAGAAGAAUAUUUA
Magallana angulata is the source of this 2704-nucleotide messenger RNA. RefSeq names its product protein TFG-like. The record is from RefSeq and is a predicted model, not a curated record. Bases 110 to 1531 code for a protein of 473 amino acids. Gene Ontology annotation, molecular function: identical protein binding. Gene Ontology annotation, biological process: COPII vesicle coat assembly; endoplasmic reticulum to Golgi vesicle-mediated transport. Gene Ontology annotation, cellular component: endoplasmic reticulum exit site. The transcript is spliced from 8 exons. Lineage: Eukaryota; Metazoa; Mollusca; Bivalvia; Ostreida; Ostreidae.